This is a messenger RNA of Eptesicus fuscus (big brown bat), 5025 nucleotides long. It is a transcript of the gene RIMS2, whose product is annotated as regulating synaptic membrane exocytosis 2. NCBI's taxonomy places the organism in Eukaryota, Metazoa, Chordata, Mammalia, Chiroptera, Vespertilionidae. Gene Ontology annotation, molecular function: transmembrane transporter binding; small GTPase binding. Gene Ontology annotation, cellular component: cytoskeleton of presynaptic active zone; presynaptic membrane. The record is from RefSeq and is a predicted model, not a curated record. The transcript has 33 exons. Gene Ontology annotation, biological process: calcium ion-regulated exocytosis of neurotransmitter; positive regulation of synaptic transmission; intracellular protein transport. The coding region runs from base 1 to 4974 and encodes 1657 amino acids.
AUGUCGGCUCCGGUCGGGCCGCGGGGCCGCCCGGCUCCCACCCCGGCGGCCUCCCAGCCGCCUCCGCAGCCCGAGAUGCCCGACCUCAGCCACCUCACGGAGGAGGAGAGGAAGAUCAUCCUGGCUGUCAUGGAUCGGCAGAAGAAAGAAGAGGAGAAGGAGCAGUCGGUGCUCAAGGUCAAAGAAGAACACAAACCACAACCGACACAGUGGUUUCCCUUUAGUGGGAUCACUGAACUGGUAAAUAACGUCCUUCAGCCCCAGCAAAAACAACAAAAUGAAAAGGAGCCCCAGACAAAACUUCAUCAGCAGUUCGAAAUGUAUAAGGAGCAGGUGAAGAAGAUGGGAGAAGAAUCACAGCAGCAGCAAGAACAGAAGGGCGAUGCUCCCACCUGUGGUAUCUGCCACAAAACCAAGUUUGCGGAUGGAUGUGGCCAUAACUGUUCAUAUUGCCAAACCAAGUUCUGUGCUCGUUGCGGAGGUCGAGUGUCUUUACGCUCAAACAAGGAGGACAAAGUGGUUAUGUGGGUAUGCAAUUUGUGCCGAAAACAACAAGAAAUCCUCACUAAGUCAGGAGCCUGGUUCUAUAAUAGUGGACCUAAUACCCCACAGCAACCUGAUCAAAAGGCUCUCCGAGGACUGCGGAAUGAGGAGGCGCCUCAGGAGAAGAAGGCAAAACUGCACGAGCAGGCCCAGUUCCAAGGACCCUCAGGUGACUUAUCUGUACCUGCCGUGGAGAAAAGUCGAUCUCAUGGGCUCACAAGACAGGAUUCUAUUAAAAAUGGGUCAGGAGUGAAGCACCAAAUUGCCAGUGACAUAGCGUCAGACAGGAAAAGGAGUCCGUCAGUGUCCAGAGAUCAGAACAGGAGAUACGACCCGAGGGAAGAAAGGGAGGAAUAUUCACAGUAUGCUCCUGCGGACAGCGCCAUGCCCAGGUCUCCAUCCGAUUAUGCCGACCGGCGGCCUCAGCGCGAACCCCAGUUUUACGAAGAGUCUGAUCACCUAAAUUACCGGGACCCCAACAGGAGAGGUCACAGGCAUUCCAAAGACUACAUGGUCGAUGACGAGGAGGACGUGGAGAGCAGAGACGAAUAUGACAGGCAGAGGAGGGAGGAGGAGUACCAGGCGCGCUAUCGCAGCGACCCCAAUCUGGCCCGUUACCCGGUCAAGCCACAGCCCUACGAGGAACAGAUGCGCAUCCACGCCGAAGUGUCCCGAGCGCGGCACGAGCGGAGACACAGCGACGUCUCUUUGGCCAACGCUGAGCUGGAGGACUCCAGGAUUUCCAUGCUGAGGAUGGAGCGGCCGUCAAGGCAGAGGUCUGUGUCCGAACGCAGGGCCGCCAUGGAAAACCAGCGGUCUUACUCCACGGAGAGAACUCGAGAGGCCCCGGGGCCCGGUUCGUAUCCGCAAAGGACCACAAACCACAGCCCUCCCACCCCGCGCAGGAGCCCCAUACCCAUCGACAGACCCGACGUGAGGCGCGCCGCCGACUCCCUAAGGAAGCAGCACCACUUGGACCCCAGCUCGGCCGUGCGGAAAACCAAACGGGAAAAGAUGGAGACGAUGCUCAGGAACGAUUCUCUCAGCUCCGACCAGUCCGAGUCCGUGAGACCGCCCCCGCCGAGGCCCCACAAGUCCAAGAAAGGAGGUAAAAUGCGCCAGGUGUCACUGAGCAGCUCGGAGGAGGAGCUCGCUUCCACGCCCGAAUACACCAGCUGCGAUGAUGUGGAGAUUGAAAGCGAGAGUGUGAGUGAAAAAGGGGACAGUCAAAAGGGAAAAAGAAAAACUAGUGAGCAGGCAGUUUUGUCGGACUCUAACACCAGGUCUGAGAGACAAAAGAAAAUGAUGUGCUUUGGUGGCCACUCUUUGGAAGAGGAUUUGGAAUGGUCCGAGCCUCAGAUUAAGGACUCUGGGGUAGAUACCUGUAGUAGCACAACCCUUAACGAGGAGCAUAGCCAUAGCGAGAAGCACCCUGUGACAUGGCAGCCAUCUAAAGAUGGAGAUCGCUUGAUUGGUCGUAUCUUAUUAAACAAGCGUCUGAAAGACGGAAGUGUGCCUCGAGAUUCAGGAGCCAUGCUUGGCUUGAAGGUUGUAGGAGGAAAGAUGACUGAAUCAGGUCGGCUCUGUGCAUUUAUUACCAAAGUGAAAAAAGGAAGUUUAGCUGAUACUGUAGGACAUCUUAGGCCAGGUGAUGAAGUGUUAGAAUGGAAUGGAAGGCUGUUGCAAGGAGCCACUUUUGAAGAAGUGUAUAACAUCAUUCUGGAAUCCAAACCUGAACCACAGGUGGAGCUUGUUGUUUCAAGGCCUAUUGGAGAUAUACCUAGAAUACCUGAUAGCACACAUGCACAACUGGAGUCCAGUUCUAGCUCAUUUGAAUCUCAAAAAAUGGAUCGUCCUUCUAUUUCCGUUACCUCUCCCAUGAGUCCUGGCAUGUUGCGAGAUGUUCCACAGUUUUUAUCUGGACAACUUUCAAGCCAAAGCCUUAGUAGAAGAACAACGCCUUUUGUUCCUAGGGUUCAGAUAAAACUAUGGUUUGACAAGGUUGGUCACCAACUAAUAGUUACAAUUUUGGGAGCAAAGGAUCUCCCUUCCAGGGAAGAUGGGAGGCCAAGGAAUCCUUACGUUAAAAUUUACUUUCUUCCAGACAGAAGUGAUAAAAACAAAAGAAGAACGAAAACUGUAAAGAAAACAUUGGAACCCAAAUGGAACCAAACAUUCAUUUAUUCUCCAGUCCACCGAAGAGAAUUUCGGGAACGAAUGUUGGAGAUUACCCUUUGGGAUCAAGCUCGAGUUCGAGAGGAAGAAAGUGAAUUCUUAGGAGAGAUUUUAAUUGAAUUAGAAACAGCAUUAUUAGAUGAUGAGCCACAUUGGUACAAACUUCAGACCCAUGAUGUCUCUUCCUUCCCACUUCCCCAUCCUUCUCCCUACAUGCCACGAAGACAGCUCCAUGGAGAGAGCCCAACGCGGAGGUUGCAAAGAUCAAAGAGAAUAAGUGACAGUGAAAUCUCUGACUAUGACUGUGAUGAUGGAAUUGGUGUGGUGUCAGAUUAUCGACACAAUGGCCGAGAUCUUCAAAGCUCAACUUUAUCAGUGCCAGAACAAGUAAUGUCAUCCAACCAUUGUUCACCAUCAGGGUCUCCUCACCGAGGAGAUGUUAUAGGAAGGACUAGAUCGUGGUCACCCAGUGUCCCUCCUCCACAAAGUCGGAAUGUGGAACAGGGACUUCGAGGGACACGCUCUACUACUGGCCAUUAUAACACAAUUAGCCGAAUGGAUAGACAUCGUGUCAUGGAUGAUCAUUAUUCUCCAGACAGAGACAGUCACUUUCUUACUCUACCUCGCUCCAGAUACAGUCAGACCAUUGACCGUCAUCACAGGGAUGGCAGGGAUUGUGAAGCAGCAGAUAGACAGCCCUAUCACAGAUCCAGAUCAACAGAACAGCGGCCUGUCCUAGAGCGGACCACCGCCCGCUCCAGAUCCACUGAGCGUCCUGACACAAACCUCAUGAGGUCGAUGCCUUCAUUAAUGACCGGAAGAUCUGCCCCUCCUUCACCUGCCUUAUCGAGGUCUCAUCCCCGGACUGGGUCUGUCCAAACAAGCCCAUCCAGUACUCCGGUGGCAGGGCGAAGGGGCCGGCAACUUCCGCAGCUUCCACCAAAGGGCACCCUGGACAGAAACAAUGGAGUCAAGGAGAUAGAACCUUGUGAAGACGUGGACCCCACCCGGAGAAGGCAUGCAGGUGCUAUGGAUAUAGAGGAGAGAAAUCGCCAAAUGAAAAUUAACAAAUACAAACAGGUAGCCGGAUCAGAUCCCAGACUGGAACAAGAUUACCAUUCAAAGUACCGAUCAGGAUGGGAUCCUCAUAGAGGGGCAGAUAAUAUUUCCACUAAAUCUUCGGACAGUGAUGUAAGUGAUAUAUCUGCGGUUUCCAGGACUAGUAGUGCUUCUCGUUUCAGCAGCACAAGCUACAUGUCCGUCCAAUCAGAACGGCCCAGAGGAAGCAAGAAAAUCAGUGUCUUUACAUCCAAAAUGCAAAGCAGACAAGCGGGCGCCUCGGGGAAGAACAUGACCAAGAGCACCAGCAUCAGCGGAGACCUGUGCUCGCUGGAGAAGAACGAGGGCAGCCAGUCGGACACGGCGGUGGGCGCCCUGGGCCCCGGCGGCCACAAGCGGCGCUCCAGCAUCGGGGCCAAAAUGGUAGCUAUUGUUGGUCUGUCCCGGAAAAGUCGCAGCGCCUCUCAGCUCAGCCAGACGGAGGCAGGCGGUAAGAAGCUGCGGAGCACGGUGCAGAGAAGCACAGAGACAGGCCUGGCCGUGGAGAUGAGGAACUGGAUGACUCGCCAGGCGAGCCGGGAGUCCACCGACGGCAGCAUGAACAGCUACAGCUCCGAAGGAAAUCUGAUCUUCCCUGGUGUCCGCUUGGCCUCUGACAGCCAGUUCAGCGAUUUUCUGGAUGGCCUUGGCCCUGCCCAGCUAGUGGGGCGCCAGACUCUGGCUACACCUGCAAUGGGUGACAUUCAGGUGGGAAUGAUGGACAAAAAGGGACAGUUGGAGGUGGAGAUCAUCCGGGCCCGUGGCCUUGUUGUCAAACCAGGUUCCAAGACACUGCCAGCACCAUACGUAAAGGUGUACCUACUGGAUAAUGGAGUCUGCGUAGCCAAAAAGAAAACAAAAGUGGCACGAAAAACGCUGGAACCCCUAUACCAGCAGCUGUUAUCUUUCGAAGAAAGUCCCCAAGGAAAGGUUUUACAGAUCAUUGUCUGGGGGGAUUAUGGCCGCAUGGAUCACAAAUCUUUCAUGGGAGUGGCCCAGAUACUUUUAGAUGAACUGGAACUGUCCAACAUGGUGAUUGGAUGGUUCAAACUUUUCCCCACGUCCUCCCUCGUAGAUCCAACCUUGGCCCCUCUGACAAGAAGAGCAUCCCAGUCAUCUCUGGAAAGUUCAACGGGACCUUCUUACUCUCGUUCAUAGCAGCUGUAAAACUGUUGUCAUAGCAACCAGCGUUACAAAAAAAAAAAAAAA